AUGUUUGGCGGAAUGUUUGGCGGCUACAUCGGUCCUGCAUCACUGGUUAGGAAGACAAGACAUCCACCCACUACUUACCCUCGACAUCCACCCACUACUUACCCUCGACGACCUCCCACAAGCACCCUGGCACACAUGGACGACGACAGCAACAACCCAGGAUUGCCAUGUCACAAAACUAGUGCAUGGCCAUCAGCCCACCCACCCACGAAUGACGUCCACCGCCGGCGAAAGAGCCCUACAAAUGACGAGCGCCCAGGACACGACGACCCGCCCAUGAAUGCAAACGACCACCCACAAACCAACCUGUCAAAACGACCACAAAGAGCAGGCGUGAAAGGGCAUGUUGAGGAUAGCCACAAUGAGAGGGUGGGUAUGCAAGCACCACGACCCAAGAACCCACCAUGUAUCAUUCCCCACAACGUCGACUUCCACCAACGGACCUUGCCUCGCAGACCAACCCUGCCUAUGCUGUCAAAAUCCUGGGGUGAAGUUGCCAUUCCCCUGAUCUUCCGAUCCUCGCAAGGAUGCACGGCAGUGUCAAUUGACACUCGCACUGCCCUUGCGAGGUUCAUUGGUCAUUUAUGGAGGCAUACCCUCCCGCAGCGAGGUAUGGCUGUCCGCUACCUUAUGAGAAUGCAGACCCUUCCCAAAUACAUUGCGCACCAUGUCAGAAGCGUGAAAAAUGCACAACCUGCCGCAAGCUCAAGAAAAGAAAACAUUUCAGAAAAGGAGACCAUAUUCAAUUAUACAAAACAUGCAACAGCUGUCGCGAUAGAGCCAUGGUACGUGUGGACAGAAAACGUACACAAGCCGAAAUUCAGGGUUUCUGUUGAAGACUGUAUGGCGGAAAAUGGAACUCUGCGAGCAACUUGCCGUGCAUGUCUGACACUGAGGCGUGAGCGGCGUGUUGAGCUGGAGCGCGCUGCGAUGGGAGACCUCGAACAUGAACAAGAGGCUGCUGCCUUACUUCAAGGCGAUGCCGAAGGUGUUGCAACAACGAAUGCAGACGAAUUUGAUGCUGUCUUUGGCGAUGGUGCCGAUCUUAUGAACCUUGACCUUCCUGACAACAAGGCAUUGACUGAGCGAGAAUCUGCCCUCCUAAGAAACCUCAAGAAAGAAUUAGACAAAAUCAAAUUCGAAACAUGCGAUCACUGUCUUGAAGAAGGUUUCGGGAUGAAUGUAGAAGAUGGAAUGUGUUCAAGUUGUCGACGUGAUAAGGCUGAUCCGGUGCGAAAGUGGUCGGCAGCGAAUAAUGUGCAGCCCGGUCUGCCAUUUUCAAUAUUUCCAGUCAACUACUCGUCUAAUUUCUCGAAUAGCACAAGACGUACCUGCAUGUUUGAAAGGCCUGACUGA
Messenger RNA from Laccaria bicolor S238N-H82, 1356 nucleotides. RefSeq lists its product as uncharacterized. The record is from RefSeq and is a predicted model, not a curated record. Bases 1 to 1356 code for a protein of 451 amino acids. NCBI's taxonomy places the organism in Eukaryota, Fungi, Basidiomycota, Agaricomycetes, Agaricales, Hydnangiaceae. The transcript has 6 exons.